This is a messenger RNA of Lycium ferocissimum, 648 nucleotides long. RefSeq lists its product as uncharacterized. The record is from RefSeq and is a predicted model, not a curated record. Gene Ontology annotation, biological process: defense response to fungus. Bases 149 to 631 code for a protein of 160 amino acids. The transcript has a single exon. Lineage: Eukaryota; Viridiplantae; Streptophyta; Magnoliopsida; Solanales; Solanaceae.
GCCAACAAAACAAAUUGUCGAACAACCCAAGAAACAACUUCAACAUUGAAACAUCAUCUCCUCCAAGACUACACGCUUUUACAUAUACUGUCAAACAAAACUUCUUCAAUUUUAGCAAAUUUUUCAGACUAUAUAUAUACACGUUGUAAUGGCAGAGAAUCUCAUCGGAGGUGCCGCUUUGGGACAAGCAUUCAGAAUGUUAUCCGAAUCAAUGAUACAAGCUAGCAAUACUUCUAUCUGUUACGAUUCCAACUUUCAACGAUUAAAUUCGACUUUACUGUCAAUUAAGCCUGUACUUGAAGAUAUUGAGAGACUGAACAAAGCAUUGGAAGGAAGAGAAUCAGAGAUUGAGAUAUUCAAGAAGCGGUUGGAGGAAGGUGAGAAACUUGUUAGUAAAAGCGUGAAAAUCAAACGUUACAAUGUGUGUAAAAGAUGGUACUAUUCUAAGAAAUUGGCGGAUCUUGAAAAAUCUACAAUGAAGUUCUUUGAAGUUCAUGGCUUAAUGCAAACAUUAAGAGACCGGAAACAGAUACUUGUUGCCCUUAAAGAAGAAGGCGAGAAAUUGGAUGAGAUUUACAAGAUUUUGAAGAAUAUGAAGCUUGAUAAAAGCCGAGUGAUCUCUACCAGAUAAAGUGAAUUCUGAAGAGA